This is a messenger RNA of Mycena indigotica, 1581 nucleotides long. RefSeq lists its product as uncharacterized. The coding region runs from base 1 to 1581 and encodes 526 amino acids. The record is from RefSeq and is a predicted model, not a curated record. NCBI's taxonomy places the organism in Eukaryota, Fungi, Basidiomycota, Agaricomycetes, Agaricales, Mycenaceae. The transcript is spliced from 2 exons.
AUGGUCAAUUCCGCUAUGCAGUCGCGGUGGGCGAAAGUACCCUAUGAUGUGUUGGGAGAAAUCUUCCUUGAGUCGAUUCCAUACGCCGAAGACGAACGCUUUACCCAAACCGCAUACAAGCACCCAACUACUCUCGCUAUGUUUUCCUUGGGAAUCAGCCACGUUUGUCGUCAAUGGCGGCAGGCCGCAAUCGGUUUCCCCAAGUUGUGGUCCUUUUUGGACGUGGUUCAGCAUGGGGAGGACACAGAGAGGGAGUCCAAGAUGCAGCUCAAGAUGCUGAAGCGCACCGAGACUUACCUCGAACGCUCUGGCAAAUAUCAACUCACGAUUCUUCUCACCUACGAGUACUCCACAAGCCACACGCUUCUCGGACGACUCCUCCAAGAGUCCGAGCGUUGGGUCACAUUCUGUAUUGACGCAUUUGGCCUCCACAAAUCAUCUCCCACGUCCACCAAUCUCACGACUGAGGAAUGGGAUGCUCUCAAGUUCCCGGCGUUGAGAAACCUGGUCAUCUUCAACUCAGACCAGCAAUCCAUGACCGACAAGGAAUUCUGGCGCACUGAAGGUCGCUUCCUCAUGAGGAACGAUCGCGAGUCUGAUGAUGAAUCCGACAACUCUGAAUCGGAAUCCGACGACGAAUUUGACUUUGAUUGGGACUCUGACUCAGAAGAGGAGGGCGACCCUGACCGGGAGACUCUGGACGACAAGUUUCAACAUUGCAGCUUGAUUCGGCAUUACAACUAUUGCUCCCAUAACGAGUUCGAAAACGACAUUGUGUAUUAUACCAGUGACGCAGUGUCGUUGCGGCAUACCUUCCUCCACGCCAUACCCGAGUACAUCAUUACACUGACCACUUUGUACGACCAAGUGGCUGAUACCGCUGGCAAGCGCGACUGGGAAAUUUGGUGGUAUGACUUGCAGUAUGCCAUGCUGAAUAUCGAAGAAACCGACAAUCUCGAUGGCUUUCUGCAUCGAUUCGCCUUUCCAGCGCUCCGUGGCUUGAAUCUACGGGCUGGACGUCGGGUGUGGGACACAGAACGACUGUUGCUCAAGAACAAUCAGUUCAUUGUUCCCAGCUAUUUUGCCAACCUCAGGGUUCUUCGACUGUGUGGAGAUGUUUCCUUGAGCAACGCCACCUUGACAAAGAUGGUCAAAGCUCUGGAUCAGCUGACCGACUUGACGUUAGAAAUGCGAGACCGGUCGCGCGGGCUAGCUUUCCAUCUAGUUAAACUCCUCACACCGCAACCCCAGCUCACACUAGUUCCACGACUGGAGCAUCUGCGGUUGUGUCUCGACUUCAAGAUCCAUGCUACCGUUGUCGAUACCUUGAUCGCCAUGCUCUCCCUCCGUUUUGAGGGGCUCCCAGCUUCAGAACAAGCCUCCAGGACCACACUGCUGCAGUCUUUCAUGUUAUUUGCCAUCACUGACCACUGGACUUCGUCUUCAAGUUUUGUCCUCGUCGACAGACUAACAGAGCUGCAAGCAAAAAACCAUGAUCGAUGGGAUAUUCAAAUUGAAACGGGGCGUCAUUUUGAUAUAUGGCAAAAGCGGUUUGGAGGAGAGUUUCUUCUCAAUAUAUGA